Molecule: messenger RNA, 2340 nt
Organism: Oncorhynchus masou masou (cherry salmon)
Lineage: Eukaryota; Metazoa; Chordata; Actinopteri; Salmoniformes; Salmonidae
Product: dnaJ homolog subfamily C member 17-like
Exons: 11
Coding region: 244-1215 (323 amino acids)
Biological process (GO): spliceosomal complex disassembly
Cellular component (GO): spliceosomal complex
Molecular function (GO): RNA binding
Source: RefSeq, a predicted model, not a curated record
ACAUACAAUCAAAAUGAUUGCAAAGGUCAAAACCUACAAUUAUAUUUCACAAUUAUUAUGCGAGUCCGUAAUAAAUUGUUUAGUGCACUUUAACUACACCUCCCAUGAUGCAUUGUUUUCAGGAAGUGGAUGCGUCCGAGUUGAAAGUUCAAAACGUCCAACCCAAAUGCUACAACAACAAACAUAUUCAGGACGUUGAUAUUACGUUUGUUUUGGCAUUUUAUUGUAAUAAAUAAAGAUAAAAUGACAGGAAAUAAGGCGAAAGACCUUUUGCAGAUGGACCUGUAUGGUCUACUGGGUAUAGAAGGCACAGCGACGGCGAAAGAGAUCAAGAAAGCCUACCGACAGAAAGCCUUGACAUGCCAUCCAGACAAGAACCCAGACAACCCAAAAGCAGCUGAUCUCUUCCACCAGCUGUCCCAGGCCCUAGAGGUGCUGACUGAUGCUGCUGCCAGGGCUGCUUACGAUAAGAUAUGCGCUGCCAAGAAACAAGCGGAGGAGAGAAACAACAAGCUAGAUGCUAAGAGGAAGAAGAUCAAGCUAGACUUGGAGGCCAGGGAACGCCAAGCUGAGGCACAUAGUGCAGAGCAGUUCGAAAACACCAGAACACUAGAGGAGGAGAUUGCCCGUCUGCGAGAGGAGGGCUCCAGGCAGCUGCAGGAGGAACAGAAGCUGAUCAAAGAACAGAUCCAGAUGGAGAGAGAAGCACAGCUCCACAACACAGGCACAGCAGACUACACAGCUACAGACGCAGCAUUUGGAAGGCAUUCCAAGAGCAAUGUGACCCCCAAAUUAAAAUUGAAGUGGAAGUGUAAAAAAGAGGAUGACACCAACGGCGGCUACUCUCACAACUUUAUUUUUAGCCUUCUAUCAAAGUAUGGCGACGUUUUAAAUGUUCUCAUAUCAAGGAAGAAGAGAGGAAGUGCUGUGGUAGAAUUUGAAACCGUAAAAGCAGCUGAAUUGGCAUAUAAGAACGAGAGUGGCCUUACAGCAAACCCACUGAAGAUCUCUUGGCUUGAGGGACGACCUGAAGUCAUCACCCCAGUGGUGUCGCAGGUUCAGCAAACAUCUGGACAGUACUUCCCACCUAAACAGGGCGCCCUGAGCAGUGAGCGGGACUAUGAGAGCGUGGUGCUGAUGAAUAUGAGACAAGCAUCAGAGAGACAGAGACUCAUAGAGGAGAUGCAGAGAGAGGACGAGGAGGAUGCAGCAUAGUACCAGCCCAGAUCCAGUCUCAGACCGGGAUUCAAUCCAAGGUGUGUUUUCUGUAAGGGUGCGGUGCUUGACAUUUGAAGGUCAUUUCCGUUUGAGCUGACAUCUGCACCCUAUACUGUGAAUGUGAUCUCCGCGCUUCAAUGAACCUUUGAAUGAAUCCUGGCCCCAGACCAGCUCUUCCCAGCCACAACUAAACUACAGUUUACUAUACACCUGAUGCUUUAGUUUCAUAAAGCACAUCUCAUCUGUGUUUAAAAAAAAAAAAAAAAAUCUGUUGAAUAAACGUAUUUUUUAAAGAACGGGUGUGUUUCUGGUUUGUCAUUUACUGAAUUACUACCAGCUACUAUUCUAAUGUAAACUCAACCAGUGUACUUUUUCAUCCAAACCACUUGUAAGAUGAACAGGGGAAGAAGAAUUUUAUACUAACAAGGAAUGUUAUCAUAACAUAUUGCAAAAGACCCCAAAUAAAUGGGCCAUCCAACAUCUAAAUGAUGCAAUCAUGUAAUUUGCAUCUGUCAGUAUCACUUUCUCAAACUGUAAAACGUUAGGGUAAUGAACAAUCUUUGCAGCAAAGAGACUGAGUCGUUUCCCUUUAAUGCAAUUUGAAGUUGUCUUCCAACAGUGUAAACCACAAACCAUGUGAAAAGAAGAUGGGGAAAUUAUGGCUAUUACAUUUUUAACUGUCAAUCAGCCUGGGAUGGGAGUGGUAGUACUGUAGGCAUGUUUUCAAGGGAAUGUUUGUGGGCCCAUGUGAUGAAAUGGGAAUAUACUCGAGGCCCUUUAUUGGUGGUUAUGAUUGUUUGAGUUUUGUAUAUCGAAGGUACUGUACAACUUCAAGGCUGAUACUUGAUCUGAAGACUUUAGUACCACCCUGCACUGAACUUUGACAUUGUAGUUAGCGAGUCCAAAAUAUACCUAUUCUAAGUGCGAUUCACCCUCGUCUCCUCUGUCAAAUCCUGUUUACUGGUUGUGCUACAAUAAAUACAUCUGUUCCUUGAAAGUAUUAUGAAGAGAUAAUCUGAUGACUAGUUGGUCAUCCCAGUGAAAUCAACUGAACUGAAGAUCAAAUGUAAAUCCUGUUUACUGGUUGUGCUACAAUAAAUACAUCUGUUCCUUGAAAUCGUU